GUACAGUUCCAUGAAAGACUAUUUAUCUGAAUUGGACAAAGAGACAAAAAAAGCUUUGGAGACUUUCUACGGAUUUUCAGAGGGCAAGUCCAAGGUGCGCCGGUCGGUGGAUGAGUGGAACAGCACAGGGAGCGACUUCUUCAAACACAUCCCUCUGCUGAAGUUUGAGGACUUCUCUAAGACUGCGACUGACCUUCGCAGUGGCCAGAAGAGGAAAAUAGAGGGCAGUGUCUUUCACAAGGAUUCAUCCAUAGUGAACUCUGGGGAUUCAAAUGAUAUCAUCGGCUUCCAGCUGUGCGAUGCAAACAACAGCAGUGAGUGUGCACUUUAUACAUUCAGUUCUGGUGUUAAUGCUAUCCAAGAAUGGUACAAGCUGCAUUACAUGAACAUCAUGGCACAAAUUCCCCUGGAGACUAAAGAAAAAUUGAGUUAUUCUGCUGAUGACCUUCUACUGACAUGUUUCUUUGAUGGCCUAUCUUGUGACAAAAGGCACUUCACUCGUUUCCAUCAUCCCCUGCAUGGCAAUUGCUAUACCUUCAACAGUGGGGAGAACGGGACGAUCCUGAGCACCUCCACGGGAGGCAGCGAGUACGGAUUGCAGGUUGUUCUGUAUAUCGAUGAAGCAGACUACAACCCCUUCCUGGUGACAUCCACAGGAGCCAAGAUCAUUGUCCACGACCAAAACGAAUAUCCCUUCAUUGAAGACAUCGGCACAGAAAUUGAGACUGCAGCAGCCACCUCCAUAGGGAUGCACUUUACUCGGUCUCGCAAGCUGAGCAAACCCUACAGUGACUGUACGGAGACUGGUGCUGACAUACCAGUAGAAAAUCUCUAUAACAAGAGCUACUCACUCCAGAUUUGCCUGCACUCCUGCUUUCAGAAGGCCAUGGUGGACUCGUGUGGCUGCGCCCAGUACGCGCAGCCCUUACCUGCUGGGGCAGAGUACUGCAACUACAAGAAAAACCCCAACUGGAUGUACUGCUACUACAGACUGCACGAAAAGUUUGUGAAGGAGCAGCUGGGCUGCCAGCAAAUCUGCAAAGAUGCCUGCAGCUUCAAGGAGUGGGCGCUCACCACCAGCAUCGCCCAGUGGCCAUCCACCGUGUCAGAGGACUGGAUGCUUCGAGUUCUCUCUUGGGACAAAGGGCAAAAAAUCAACAAGAAGCUGAACAAGACGGACCUCGCAAACCUCAUGGUGUUUUACAAAGACCUGAACGAGAGAUUCAUUUCGGAGAAUCCUGCCAACACACUCGUCAUUCUUCUUUCCAACUUUGGAGGCCAGCUGGGCCUUUGGAUGAGCUGCUCCGUCGUUUGCGUCAUUGAGAUCGUCGAGGUCUUCUUCAUCGAUUCGCUUUCCAUCGUAAUGCGGCGCCAAUGGCAAAAGGCAAAGAAAUGGUGGAACGACCGAAAAAGGGACCGGUCAGGGAAGCCACCGCAGGCCGGCGAUCUGGAGAGGCAGGGCCACGAUAACCCCGUCUGCAUCGACGAGGACCUGCCCACCUUCAACACCGCUCUGCACCUGCCGCUGCCCCAGGACAACCCCUUGCCCAGGACUCCCCCCCCCAAUUACAGCACUUUGCGGCUAGAGACUGCGUUCACAGAGCAGCUGCCCGAUACGCUAGAGGUUGGGCAACACUGA
This is a messenger RNA of Pelecanus crispus (Dalmatian pelican), 1639 nucleotides long. The record is from RefSeq and is a predicted model, not a curated record. Lineage: Eukaryota; Metazoa; Chordata; Aves; Pelecaniformes; Pelecanidae.